Anolis carolinensis (green anole) is the source of this 3274-nucleotide messenger RNA. RefSeq names its product zinc finger protein 420. The transcript has 6 exons. Gene Ontology annotation, biological process: regulation of DNA-templated transcription. The record is from RefSeq and is a predicted model, not a curated record. Lineage: Eukaryota; Metazoa; Chordata; Lepidosauria; Squamata; Anolidae. The coding region runs from base 113 to 3034 and encodes 973 amino acids.
CGUUUGUGGACUCCAACUCCCACAAUGCCUCACCACCGAAGGGGGCGGGACUUCCUCCCUGGCAGGAAGCGGUGGCUGACAGGAGCAAGAAGAGCAGGAAGGAGUUUGGGAAAUGGCAUCCAGAUGCCCCCUCGUUCAAGAUCGGGUGGAAAGGGACACCAUGGAGCCUCCCGUCCCACUUCUUUGGGGUCUUGCAGGAGGAUCCCAAGAGAACCCGGUCCGCGUCUCCUUUGCGGAGGUGGCGGUGCUCUUCUCCGAGGCGGAGUGGGGCCUCCUGGGUCCGGAGCAGAGGAGCCUCUACAAGGAGGUCAUGAUGGAGAACUAUGGCCACACCACCUCCCCAGGAUCUCCGAAGCCGGCCCUCAUUUCCUGCCUGGAGGACGGAGGAGACCCCUUCGACCUGGGAUGGAUGGACAGGGACGGACCUGCAGGAAGCAACGAGGAAGAAGACGUGUUUCCUCCAGAGACAAUUAGGCCUGAAGCAGGAAAAGAGGGGUUGGGAAGUGAACCAAAUGUCCAAAGGGACCGAUCCAAGAAAGGAAAAAAGAAGCCAUUGACUUCUCAGAGGGCAGAGAAUAGCGAAAUCCAGGACACUACGGAACGUCGCCACCAAGCGUGUCCUGUCUGUGGGAAAUUGUUCAGAUUUAAAUCCCAGUUUGUUAUCCAUUGGAGAGUCCACUCGGGGGAGAAGCCCUACAAAUGCACAGAAUGCGGGAAGAGCUACAGCCAGUUGUCGUACCUACAUUCCCACCAAAAACUCCACUCCGGAGAGAAGCCCUAUCAAUGUACGGAAUGUGGGAAGAGCUUCAUCAAGAGCUCUGCGCUGACGGUCCACGCGAGAGUCCACACGGGAGAGAAGCCGUAUCAGUGCUCGGAGUGCGGGAAGAGCUUCACGUCGAACUCUGCGCUUUUGGUGCAUCAGAGGAAACAUACCGGGGAGAAGCCGUACCAGUGCGCCGUGUGCGGGAAGAGCUUCAACGAUGGUGGCGCAUACAGCAACCACCUGAAAAUCCACACGGGAGAGAAACCCUUCAAGUGCUUGGUGUGUGGGAAGAGCUUCCUCAGGGAUUACGCUCUUUUGGUGCAUCAGAGGAAGCACACUGGGGAGAAACCGUAUCAGUGCACAGAAUGCGGAAAGAGCUUCCGGGUCCGUAACACGUUGAUAGUACAUCAGAGGACCCACACUGGGGAGAAGCCGUAUCAAUGCGCGGAUUGUGGCAUGAGCUUCCGUCAUCGGGGAGCGUGCACCAGCCACCGAAGAACUUUCACAGGAGAGAAGCCGUACAAAUGCACUGAAUGCGGGAAAAGCUUCAGUCGGUCCCAGAACCUACGUUCACAUCAAAGGACCCACACCAAGGAGAAGCCGCACAGAUGCGCUGAAUGCGGGAAGGACUUUAGUGACAGUAGUUCAUGUAUCAAGCAUCAGAGGACCCACUCAGGGGAGAAGCCGUACAAGUGCACGGUGUGCGGGAAGACCUUUGUGGAUAGCGGGUCCUGCAUUAAGCAUGAAAGGACCCACACUGGGGAGAAACCCUACCAGUGCGCGGAGUGCGGGAGGAGGUUCAACCAGCGGGAAAGUCUCUAUGCACACCAGAGGACCCACUCAGGGGAGAAGCCGUUCAAAUGCUUGGAGUGCGGGAAGAGUUUCAGCCAGAGUGGAAACCUGACUUUACACCAGAGAACCCACACCGGGGAGAAGCCCUACCAGUGCAUGGAGUGCAAGAAGAGCUUCAGCAACGGCAGCGCAUUGAAGUUUAUUAUCCACUUGAGAGUCCACUCGGGGGAGAAGCCCUACAAAUGCACAGAAUGCGGGAAGAGCUACAGCCAGUUGUCGUACCUACAUGCGCACCAAAAACUCCACUCCGGGGAGAAGCCCUAUCAAUGUACGGAAUGUGGGAAGAGCUUCAUCAAGAGCUCUGCACUGACGGUCCACGCGAGAGUCCACACGGGAGAGAAGCCGUAUCAGUGCUCGGAGUGCGGGAAGAGCUUCACCUCGAACUCUGCGCUUUUGGUGCACCAGAGGAAGCACACCGGGGAGAAGCCGUACCAGUGCGCUAUAUGUGGGAAGAGCUUCAGCGACGGCGGCGCCUACAGUAACCACCUGAAAAUCCACACAGGAGAGAAACCCUUCAAGUGCUUGGUGUGCGGGAAGAGCUUCCUCCGGGACCAUGCUCUUUUGGUGCAUCAGAGGAGGCACACCGGAGAGAAGCCGUAUCAGUGCGCAGAAUGCGGAAAGAGCUUCCGGGCCCGUAACACGUUGAUAGUACAUCAGAGGACCCACACCGGGGAGAAGCCGUAUCAAUGCGCGGAUUGUGGCAUGAGUUUCCGUCACCAGGGAGCAUGCACCAGCCACCGAAGGACUUUCACGGGAGAGAAGCCGUACAAAUGCACCGAAUGUGACAAGAGCUUCAGUCGGUCUCAGAACCUACGUUCCCAUCAGAAGAUCCACACCAAGGAGAGGCCGCACAAAUGCGCAGAGUGCGGGAAGGGCUUUAGCGACAGCAGUUCGUGCAUCAAGCAUCAGAGGACCCACUCGGGGGAGAAGCCGUACAAGUGCAUGGUGUGCGGGAAGGCCUUUGUGGAUAGUGGGUCGUGCAUUAAGCACGAAAGGACCCACACUGGGGAGAAACCCUACCAGUGCGCGGAGUGCGGGAGGAGGUUCAACCACCGGGAAAGUCUCUGCGUACACCAGAGGAUCCACUCAGGAGAGAAGCCGUUCAAAUGCUUGGCCUGCGGGAAGAGCUUCAGCCAGAGCGGAAACCUGACUUCCCACCUGAGGACCCACACCGGGGAGAAGCCCUACCAGUGCAUGGAGUGCGGGAAGAGCUUCACCAGUGGCAGCACACUCAAGGUGCACCAGAGGACCCACACCGGGGAGAAGCCUUACGAGUGCCUGGAGUGCGGGAAGAGCUUCCAUGACAGGGGGUCCUACAUGCGGCAUCAGAAAACCCACAAGUCGCCAGAGGGUGAAGUGUUGCUGGGAUCACAGGGUUGCCCUUCUCCGGUGGUUCCCUUGUUGGCCGAUUCUCAGUGACUCUUUCAGCAAGAAUACUAUAUGCGCAGAAAUGGAAGAGCGCAACAACUUCAGCAUAACAGGGUUGUUAAAUCCGAAUGCUUUGGGUGAAACGGAUAUACUAUUUGGGAAAACCCGUUAAUGACAUGAAAACUCUGGGAUUUUGUCCUUACUAGAUCUUGAUGAGCUGAAGAAGUGUAUGAAUAAUGUUGUCGUCUAGGACUUAUUGUAAGAAAAGUAAAAAUAUGUUGUUGUAAAUUU